Molecule: messenger RNA, 4729 nt
Organism: Pelmatolapia mariae (spotted tilapia)
Lineage: Eukaryota; Metazoa; Chordata; Actinopteri; Cichliformes; Cichlidae
Gene: eaf1
Product: ELL associated factor 1
Exons: 6
Coding region: 158-937 (259 amino acids)
Biological process (GO): regulation of DNA-templated transcription; transcription elongation by RNA polymerase II
Cellular component (GO): super elongation complex
Molecular function (GO): transcription elongation factor activity
Source: RefSeq, a predicted model, not a curated record
GCCACGUGAUGUUUUGCUAACUGUUAGCCACAGCAAGCUAACUUUGUGUUGUAGUUGGCAUCUUAUUUUGAUCCUGCUCAACUUGCCAGAUUGCUCUCGGCUCUUCGUGGGAUUUGACCUAAAUGCGAGUUUUAGCAGCAAUUAAAACAACGGAGCCAUGAACGGGAGCACGAAUCCGCUGUUGGACAAAGAGGAGCAUGUUUUGAAGCUCGGAGAAAGCUUUGAGAAGAGGCCAAAGUCUUCCUUUCACACCAUCAGAUAUGACUUCAAACCAGCAUCGAUUGACACAAGCUGUGAGGGAGAGCUUCAAGUUGGGAAAGGAGAUGAAGUUACCAUAACACUACCUCAUAUUCCAGGUUCUACCCCUCCCAUGACAGUAUUCAAAGGAAACAAGCGGCCAUACCAGAAGGACUGUGUGCUCAUCAUUAACCACGACACCGGGGAGUUUGUACUGGAGAAACUGAGCAGCAGCAUCCAGGUCAAGAAAACUAGGGCAGAGGGCAGCAGUAAGAUCCAGGCCCGGAUUGAGCAGCAGUCACUUCGGUCCAGCCAGCCCACCUCUCAGUUUAGGGCCCCCACUAAACCCGGGGCUGGGAUCAAAACCUCUCCUUCCCCAUCUAAGGACAACCCCUCCCCAGAGCCUCAGCUCGAUGACAUCAAGAGAGAGCUCCGAGCAGAGGUGGAGGUGAUAGAGCAGAUGAGCAGCAGCGGCAGCAGCAGCUCCUCAGACUCGGGCAGCGCCUCAGGGAGCGGCGAUGACAGCAGCAGCAGCGACGGUGAGCUCGAGACCCCCCGACCCCUCAGCCAGACGUCACCCAGCCGCCACCCCAUGGCCAACGGAGGACCUGACCGGCAGCAGGGGAACAACCAGCUCAUGAACACACUCCGAAAUGACCUUCAGCUCAGCGAGUCAGGCAGUGACAGCGAUGACGACUGAGCUCUGCUGGUCAGUCUCUCUGUCCACACUCCUCCUCCUUUCUGCCUGGUUGAAUUGUUUCUUUGCUGUGAUAGCUGACCCCAGCUGUGUAGGUUGGUUUGACUACAUAUAUUUUUUUUAAUUUGCUUUAGUAUAUCCUGAAAGCUGGCCAGCCUGGAACUUAAGAGUGUAUUUUUUAUUAGAUGUAUAUCUUGUUUUGUAUAGCGAAACUGGAGACAAAGAGAAAAAUUCUUCAGAGGUUUGGAAGAUUAUAUAUUAGAGUGCACAUACAUAUUUUCUGUACUUAGAGCAGCUAGUUUUAUUUACUUGUAUCAUUAAUAUUUUUUUUUUCAGUUUUGUCUAUGGUUUGGCAAGCAAGAUUUUCUGUAGCUGUACGAUCAUCGCUGUAAUAUUUGUUUUUUGUUUUCAUUUUGCUAAGAGUACAAAAAAAGCAGAAUUGCACAGAUGAUCUGCAAAUAGCAACAAAGCAAAGAAAACAAAUGACGCAGGUAUUUUGUCAUCCACUAAGUUUUUGAGGUCAUUGUGGAACAUGAUGCAGAAUCAGUAUCAGUUGCUGAUGCUAACUUUAGUUUGCUGUUUGCUGGUCAUUUUUUUUAAGUAGCAACACUACACUCACUAGAUGUCACCUUUUAGCAGGUUGAGAUUGUGGUUUGCUUAUCUACGCUCAUGGAAAAUUAACAGGGCAACAUGCUGCAUGUUGUUUUAAAGCUCCAGUUAGUUUGUUUUCUAUCCACAAGGGGGCAGAAAAGACUCAACAACGAGCAGAAACUCAGAUUGCUGGUAUGAAUAACAUGUAAGUAAGCUAUAGAAUGUAAGUCUAGUGUUGUAGCUCUCUUUUGAUUUGAACUGCCACCCCCCAAAAAAUCUCAAACUAAUUAGCUGCUCAACUUUCCUCACCAGCUGCGUUUUACUUCCACUGUCUACUCUGUGGUGCCAGACACACAAGCUUUUAUUUUUCUAAGCUCAUUUAUAUGAAACAGUAGUUACAAACACAUGAAUCUGUUAGUGUUUGCUUUUUUUGCUGAUGGUCAGAGGAAAAUGCAGACUUUAAUCCUCCAGUCGGUCUGUGAGGCCAUAACUAACAAGUUAAUCAUAUUUGAAAGGAGACGGGUUUAUACAAAAUUGGCUUAUACAAAAUUUCUGUCAAGAUUAAAAUACUAAAAUAAAAUCAAAGAACCAAAUUAAACUCGCUUAAAGGGGGAAACUAAUUUGCCCCAGAAGCAUGCAAUGUGUUAAUCAUCACUUUCAAGUUUGUUGUAUCAGCUAUGUAUCAUUUGCAAACAGAGAACAUUUUAUUUUUUUGCUCCAGUAUUUUCAUAUAAAACCUAUACCAUUGUACCAUUCCACGCCUUAAAGCAUUCUAGCUUGGAAAAAAUAAGUGAAUGUGUCAUUUUCUGAAAAUGCCAAAGAGCUGAAAUGCCCCUCGUCAUGUGCAAGAUGUACAGGAAUGUUCGCAGUGUAACGCCUUUUCCAUGCAUUGACUGCAACUCUGAAAUGUUUCCAGGCAUCGCCUGCAGUGGUUGUAUGUGACAAUGAAAAUCUCUCAGUCAGUCAAACCACAAGUUAAACAGACUUUAACUGGUCAGAUCCCUGUUGCACCGUGGUUGUGUGUGCAUAGAGCUGGUAAUAUUAAUUUUCUAUCAUGCUUCCUGCACCCUCUGAACAGGUGCCACACAUUGUAUAAACUAAACAUAGUGUUUCCAGUAGUUAGAACACAAACAGAUCUCUUGCUGUGUCCUACAUGUGUGAAAAUCACUUAACGACGUCAGUGUGUAAUUGUACUUUAAAUUUUUUUUCUGUAGUUUAUGUGUAAUUGUGAUUUGUAUCAGUGAUUUUCUUCCAAUUUCUGCUAGAGACUGUGAAGAUACCGUUUAUGAUUAUGAAUGCAGUAUAACAAGCCACAGUGUAGAGAAAACCGAGGAGUUUUAUUACAGAAUGAUUAGACUUAAAGGUCACAGUAUUUGUUGUUAAAGAAAUUUUGACUAAUGCAAAAUUUUAGGAUGAAACGCCAGAUGAUUGUCAUUUUUGAAAUUGGUGACAAGUUUUGGGUCAUAUUUAAAGGAAAUUUCCAUCAAAGUAAUUAAAUAGUUACUGUAAGAUUAGCACAAGAUGUACUUUAUUAUAAUUAGUGUGAAAUUUGCCUUGGGCACAAGCGUAUGGCGAGACAGAAACAAACAUACUUGAACCCAUCCAUCCAUUUUUCUACCCCACUUGUCCAGUUGAGGUUCACAGUGAGCCCAUCCUAGCUGUCAUAGGACAACAGGCAGAGUACACCGGUGAAGGACUGUUGGAGGGCUAACACAUAGAGACAGACAGCCAUUCAUGCUCACAUUAAAACCUACAGUUGGUUUAGAAUCACCACUUAAUCUGAUGAGUAUGUUUUUUGGCCAUGGGAGGAAGCUGGAGUACCCAGAGAGAACCCGUGCAGGCACAGACAUGUGGAGUUUUCCUGUUUAAAUGCAAUUCUGUUAGAGCUGUAUUUAAACUACAUGUCUACAUAAACAUAUGUCAGCCAUAUUUUCAGUCAUCUGUGACUUUCGGGGGGGGGGGAUUGUAAGGGUCUAUUUUAAUCAAUACAGCUGUCUGCACAGACCCACUUUAUGUGACCCAAAGCGUCUUUUUAGGUUCAAGUCUAUUUUCUUCUGUUUAAUGCUUGCAGCCACAGUAAUGUGUGUGGCCCAUAUACCAUACUGUGGUUUGGGAACGAGGUCCUGACAUGCUACUUUUUCAAAACCUUUUUGUGUGACUGCAUUCAUUUGCAGAGGAAGAAACAAGUGUAUUCAAAUAAUCCAGCUGCCCCUUACAUACGCAUCACUCUCUACAGACGGCUUAAAACUGAACUUUCGUUUACUGAAAAACCACAUUUAAUAUAAGGAACAACUACAGAAUGACUUAGUGUAUUUUCUGAAUCCCGUGUACACACAUACAGAUGCUGUUAAGCCUCUUCUCAGGACUGUGUGGGAGUGGAUGGACCGUGCUCCUUCAACUCCACCCACCACACUCACAUUUUGCACCUUUUAAUGUUGAACAAACUUUGAAACAGCUGACCUCAUGUAAUUCCCAGCAUAGCACUAUCCCAUAUACAACCUCAGCAGUACAAGGCUUGCAAACUGAAAACAUCAACAAGGAGUAGAAAACACAUGUAACUGGCAUCCCAGUACUUGCAUCAUUUAUUAGACAUCAGCUCCAAAAAGAUGUGUCAGCUACCAAAUGAAAGAGUAAAUUUGCUCUAGUUUUCUGCUGUCCUAUUCUCCUAAAAUGAGAGAUUUUACGAGUGGAUGUGCAGCAUCAACAUUUUGAUGUUUGACAUUGACUCAUAGCUACGUUCAUGUUGUGGGCAGUGUUCUAAACUGAAGCUAGUCUUUUCUUCAUUAACUCACAUAACAAAGCAGACAUGAUUGUGAGUUAUAAGACUGUCAUACUGUGCAGUACUAGAAAGAGUUACAGUAGCAGGUGAAAUGUAAGUAUUUCUUCUUAAACAGGGGGAAAAUUCACUAACUUCCAUGUGUCAGUGUUUUGUUUCUCCACCCGGGCCAGACUGCAGUCAUAAUUUUUUUUUGCUUUUGAACAUUGCUUGAAGUGAAAGAGGGUGGCGAAUUGUCAAAGUGAGUGAAACCACUGAAACAGGUGGACACACGUCUAAUCCCCUAAAACCUGUACAACCCUGGAGACUCAGUUUUGCUGUUGAAUGAACUCUGAUGUAUUUGGUGCUUUUAGUCUUUCUGUUUUAUUUUAGAGAUGUGUUCAUGUGAAAUAUGUUUGUAUAAAUUUGAAGUGUAUUAAAGCUGUGCA